Molecule: messenger RNA, 1176 nt
Organism: Penicillium expansum
Lineage: Eukaryota; Fungi; Ascomycota; Eurotiomycetes; Eurotiales; Aspergillaceae
Product: Major facilitator superfamily domain, general substrate transporter
Exons: 3
Coding region: 1-1176 (391 amino acids)
Biological process (GO): transmembrane transport; carbohydrate transport
Cellular component (GO): membrane
Molecular function (GO): carbohydrate:proton symporter activity
Source: RefSeq, a predicted model, not a curated record
AUGUUUGUCGGGGCUCGAUUUCUUCUCGGAUUUGGAGACAUCAUCGUCAUUUGCACCGCUCCACUGCUUAUUACAGAGAUUGCUCCGGCCCAAGACAGGGCAAUUCUGGUUACUAUAUCUGGCGCCACAUAUCACUCGGGGGCUUUUAUCGCGGCAUGGACGACAUAUGGAACGCUAAAAAUCAAAAGCGAUUGGUCUUGGAGAACACCGAGCCUAAUCCAAGGGGUGUUCACAUUGAUUAUGCUGGCAGUUGUGUGGUGGAUCCCGGAGAGUCCGCGCUAUUAUGUCUCUAGAAACGAACCGGAAAAAGCCCUGAAAAUGCUAGCUUAUUACCAUGCUCAGGGGGAUGACAGUGAUGAGGUCGUUCAGGUGGAGUUCACCGAAAUUACAACUGCGCUUGCGAUGGAGAAGAAUGCAGAGCAUUCAGGGUCUUACGUCGAUUUUCUGCGAACUCCUGGUAAUCGCAAACGACUCCUCAUCAUUAUCUCUUUUGGACUUUUCGCUCAGUGGUCAGGCAAUGGCUUGGUAUCAUACUAUUUGAACCUCAUCAUGGAUAGCAUCGGAAUCAAAGACCCGAACCAGCAAUUGCUGAUUAAUGGAGCCUUGACUUCUUUUAAUCUUGCCACGAACCUUUUCUUCAGCUUCUUUGUUGACAAAUGUGGACGCCGACCAAUCAUGCUUAUCAGCUCUGCUGGAAUGAUGGUCGCUUUUGUGGUGUGGACAAUCCUGUCAGCAAAAUAUUCUGACCAUGCGAGCUCAGCACUUGGGUCCGGAGUGCUGGGUAUGAUUUUCAUUUAUUAUCUCUUCUACAAUCUGAAGUCCGGUCUAAUUGCAAGUUAUACUACGGAGAUUCUUCCGUAUUCAAUGCGUGCUAAAGGAUAUACUCUCAUGGAGUUUGCCAUGUAUAUUGCGCUAUUCUUCAAUCAAUAUGUCAAUCCCAUCGCCCUUGACAAUAUAAAAUGGCGCUACUACAUCUUCUACUGCUGCUUCUUGGCAGUGGAAGUGGUUGUCAUCUAUUUCUUUUACGUUGAGACACGUUAUAUGCCUCUUGAGGAGAUAACAAAGAUUUUUGAUGGAGAAGAUGUUGCAACUGCUACAAAUCUGGAAAUGGAAAAGAUUGGAGAAAACGGAAAAGGGACAAGCACAGUCAUUCAUAUUGAGGAGGCAAGUGCUUGA